This is a messenger RNA of Melospiza georgiana, 3340 nucleotides long. RefSeq names its product anoctamin 8 (gene ANO8). The record is from RefSeq and is a predicted model, not a curated record. Gene Ontology annotation, molecular function: chloride channel activity. Bases 112 to 3138 code for a protein of 1008 amino acids. The transcript has 17 exons. Gene Ontology annotation, cellular component: plasma membrane. Gene Ontology annotation, biological process: chloride transmembrane transport. NCBI's taxonomy places the organism in Eukaryota, Metazoa, Chordata, Aves, Passeriformes, Passerellidae.
UGCCCCCCGGGACACCGCUCGGUGCCCGCCACGCCGCAGCUCCGGUGACCUUAGCCCGGGAGCCAAGAUAAACUCUUCGGGAAGCGGCUGCUCCAGGCCGGGCGCUACAUCAUGUCCCACAAGGCCUGGAUGAAAACGGUGCCCACGGAGAACUGCGACGUGCUGAUGACAUUCCCGGACAGCACGGAUGACCACACGCUGCUGUGGCUGCUGAACCACAUCCGCCUGGGCAUCCCCGAGCUGAUCGUGCAGGUGCGGCACCACCGGCACACGCGCGUCUACGCCUUCUUCCUCACCGCCACCUACGAGAGCUUGCUGCGCGGGGCGGACGAGCUGGGGCUGCGCAAGCCGGUGAAGGCGGAGUUCGGGGGCGGCACCCGCGGCUUCUCCUGCGAGGAGGAUUUCAUCUACGAGAACAUCGACAACGAGCUCGGCUUCUUCAGCUCCCAGGAGAGGCAGAGCAUCAUCCGCUAUUGGCUGGAGAACCUGCGGGCCAAGCAGGGCGAGUCCCUGCACAACAUCCACUUCCUGGAGGGCCAGCCCAUCAUCCCGGAGCUGGCCGCACGGGGGGUGAUCCAGCAGCUGUUCCCGCUGCACGAGCAGAGGAUCCUCAAGCGCCUGAUGAAGUCCUGGGUGCAGGCGGUGUGCGAGGCGCAGCCCCUCGAUGACAUCUGUGACUAUUUUGGGGUGAAGAUCGCCAUGUACUUCGCCUGGCUGGGCUUCUACACCUCGGCCAUGGUGUACCCGGCCGUGUUCGGCUCCAUCCUCUACACCUUCACCGACAGCGACCAGUUGGUGCCGUCUGUCCCCCAGACCAGCCAGGACAUCUCCUGCGUGGUCUUUGCCAUCUUCAACGUCAUCUGGGCCACGCUGUUCCUGGAGGAGUGGAAGCGCCGCGGCGCCGAGUUCGCCUACAAGUGGGGGACGCUGGACACCCCCGCAGAGUCCCUGGAGGAGCCGCGGCCCCAGUUCCGGGGCACCAAGCGGAUCAGCCCGGUGACCAGCGCUGAGGAGUUCUAUUACCCACCCUGGAAGCGCCUCCUGUUCCAGAGCCUCGUCAGCCUCCCCGUCUGCCUGGCCUGCCUCACCGUCGUCUUCCUCCUCAUGCUCGGCUGCUUCCAGCUCCAGGAGUUGGUGCUCAGCAUCCAGGAGCUGCCGCGCGUCCUUCGCUUCCUGCCCAAAAUCAUCCUGGCUGUCAUUGUCACCACCUGUGACGAGCUCUACAAGAAAGUGGCCUUGUGGCUCAAUGACAUGGAGAAUUAUCGGCUGCAGAGCGCCUACGAGAAACACCUCAUCAUCAAAAUGGUCCUGUUCCAGUUCGUCAAUUCCUACCUGAGCCUUUUCUACAUCGGAUUCUACCUCAAGGACAUGGAGCGCCUCAAGGAGAUGCUGGCCACGCUGCUGAUCACGCGGCAGUUCCUGCAGAACGUGCGGGAGGUGUCGCAGCCGCACCUGUACCGGCGGCUCCGGCGCGGCGAGCUGAGCGUGCGGAGCCUGCGGGAGCUCGGGCGGGCCCUGCUCCGCCUGCUCGCCCCGCGGCCGCCCCCGCACGGCCCUGCGGAGCGCGGCGAGAAGAAAUGCCUGAACGGCGGCUGCGGCGUGCCCGAGGAGGAGGAGGAGGAGGCGGCAGCGGAGGAAGAGCGGCGCGGCUCGGACUCGGAGGAGGAGAGCGCGCUGGACUGCGGGCUGAAGCUGAAGAAGGUGAGCUUCAUCGAGCGCGCCGAGCGCCGCGCCGAGCCCGCCGGCACCGAGGACGAGCCCUUCCUGGAGGAGGGCAGCCCCACCAUGGUGGAGAAGGGCAUGGACCCCGCGGCCGUGUUCGAGCUCUGCGAGGAGGAGGAGGAGGCCGAAGCGCAGCCCGGCAGCCCCGGCAGGGCGGCGGAGCCGGCGGUGCUGGCGAGGAGGAGGAGGAGGGAGGAGGAGGAGGGCGAGGAGGAAGGGAGGAAGCGCAACCGCGCCUCGUGGAUCGACCCCCCCGAGGAGGAUUACUCCACGCAGCUGACCCAGGCUGAGGUGGAGAGCUGCAUGAAGAAGUAUGAGGACACCUUCCAGGACUACCAGGAGAUGUUCAUCCAGUUUGGCUACGUGGUGCUGUUCUCCUCGGCCUUCCCGCUGGCGGCCGCCUGUGCGCUGCUCAACAACGUCCUGGAGAUCCGCAGCGACGCCUUCAAGCUCUGCACGGGCCUGCAGAGACCCUUCGGGCAGCGCGUGGCCAGCAUCGGCCACUGGCAGAAGGUGAUGGAGGCCAUGGGCGUCCUGGCCAUCAUGGUUAACUGCUACCUGAUCGCUCAGUGCGGGCAGCUGCAGCGCCUCUUCCCGGGGCUCAGCCCCCAGGCCGCCAUCGUCUGCGUCGUGGUGCUCGAGCACUUCGCCCUGCUCCUCAAGUACGUGAUCCAGGUGGCCAUUCCCGACAUUCCCGCCUGGGUGGCCGAGGAGAUGGCCAAGCUGGAGUACCAGCGCCGUGAGGCCUUCAAGAAGCACGAGCGGCAGGCCCAGCACCAUUUCCAGCAGCAGCAGCGCCGCAAGCGCGAGGAGGAGGAGCGGCAGCGCCACGCCGAGCUCCAGGCGCGCCGCGACCGCGACCCCGCCCGCGACGAGGCCGCCAAGGCCGGGGACACCGGGCAGGACCCGGCGCACGACAAGGGCCAGGCCAAGGGGAAAAGCUCCGGCGGCUCCUCCGCGCACGGCCCCGACAAACCCAAGCGGCCCAGCUCGCUGCUGGCCACCAACAACGUGAUGAAGCUGAAGCAGAUCAUCCCCCUGCAGGGCAAGUUCCUGUCCGGGGGCACCGGCGCGGCCGGCACCGCCACCGCCAGGUCGCCGCAGUCGCCCACGGGCAGCGAGAACAAAUUGCCGGGGUUCCUGAGCUUCAAAUUCCUCAAAUCGCCCGAGACUAAGCGGGACGCGGGCACCGAGAAGGUGCAGUCGCCCACCAAGCCCUUCAACCCCGGCAAGCUCUUUAAUUUCGGCAAGUCCGAAGGGCUCGGUGCCAACGGGGGCGCGGCCGGAGCGUCCCCGCAGCCCCGCGCGGGGCCCUCGGCGGACGCGGGGCCCGGGAAGUCGCAUCUCAACGAGGAAGGGGCGCGGGAGGAAGCGGAGAACCGGGCGGAGGAGGAGGGCAGCGGUGCCCGGCUCUGACCGGGGGCUCCGGGGGGUCGGGAGGAGCCGGGCGGGGGAGGAGAGCGGCGGUGCCCGGCUCUGAGCGGGGCUCCGAGCGCACGGGGAGCCGGAGAACCGGGCGGAGGAGCAGGAGGGCGGCGGUGCCCGGUUCUGAGCGGGGCUCCGGCGGUUCCGGCGGCUACGGGAGCCGCCCGGUCCCUGCUGCGCGCGGCCGUGGCCG